Messenger RNA from Rubroshorea leprosula, 1653 nucleotides. NCBI's taxonomy places the organism in Eukaryota, Viridiplantae, Streptophyta, Magnoliopsida, Malvales, Dipterocarpaceae. The record is from the annotation of a GenBank genome assembly.
CACAAGUACAUGACAUGAGAGACCCUCCGUUUCCCUCGAAAUGUCAAAGGGAACGGAACCGGCCAAGACUUGCGCAACACUGGAGCAGAAUUUUCAUUUCCCCCGUGAAUUUCAUUCAUCUCCUCAAAUAUAAGUAGCAGCACCAAUUAGCAAAGCAGAUUUGGCUCAAAAAAACCAAAAGAACAAAGGAAAAAGCGAGUGCUCUGUAAAACAAGCCGGAAAAAGCCAGAAACCCAUCUGAAAAUGAGUACUUUGAAUGUGGUUCCGUGGGUUCAGACCUACCCUGUCUUUAAGCAAGCAACAAAAUCUGGAUCCAUUCCCAUAGCCGUACCCAGAUCCCCAACUUUUGGUCCUUUCAGCAGAUUCAGUCUUCCAAUGGUGUCGUCCCUGAAAUCCUGUCCUGUUUCUUCUGUACCCUUUAUCUGCUCGGUACUUACAAGGGAAGCUUUCACGGAGGGAGCAGAGCAAGACCCGCAAAACCCCGCCUUUGAUUUCGAGUCCUAUAUACUGCAAAAGGCGAAUUCUGUCAACCAAGCCCUUAAAGCCGCCGUUCCACUCCGGGAACCUUUGAAGAUCCACGAAGCAAUGCGUUACUCUCUCCUUGCAGGGGGGAAGCGCGUGAGACCAAUACUCUGUAUUGCCGCGUGUGAACUCGUCGGCGGCCGGGAAUCGAUGGCGGUGCCGGCAGCUUGCGCCUUGGAGAUGAUCCAUACCAUGUCGCUCAUCCACGACGACAUGCCGUGUAUGGACAACGACGAUCUUCGCCGAGGAAAACCCACCAACCACAGAGUAUUUGGCGAGGAUGUCGCCGUUUUGGCCGGCGACGCGCUUCUCGUUUACGCAUUCGAACACAUGGCAGCGUCAACUGUUGGUGUCACGCCGGCACGGAUUGUGCAAGCGGUUGGGGAAUUUGCGAAACUGAUUGGCUCUGAAGGGUUGUCUGCGGGUCAGGUUGUGGACGUAAGCAGUGAGGGGCUUAGCGAUGUGGGAUUGGAGCAUCUAGAGUUCAUACACUUACGUAAAACCGCAGCUUUGCUUGAAGCCGCGUUGGUUCUUGGGGCGAUUCUCGGAGGCGGGUCGGAACAGGAGCUGGAGAGAUUAAGGAAAUACGCCAGAUGUAGCGGGCUUAUGUUUCAGGUGGUGGAUGACAUUCUAGAUGUGACAAAGUCAUCCAAGGAAUUGGGAAAAACCGCCGGCAAGGAUCUGGUGGCGGAAAAGGUGACUUUCCCGAAGCUGAUGGGGAUAGAGAAGUCCAGGGAAUUUGCUGAGAAGCUGAGGAGUGAUGCUGUGGAGCAACUUGGGUGUUUUGAUGCCGAGAAGGCCACACCUUUGAUUGCUUUGACCAACUACAUUGCAUACAGGCAGAAUUAGUCAGCAGGGAAUAUAUUGUUCGUUAAAUCCUUAAUUUGCUCCCUAAAGUAUUGUAUAGAUCUUUAAUUUGGUCCCUGAACUAAAAAAUCUCUGAUUUGGUCCUUAAACUAUUGUAUGGACCUCAAUUUAGUUUUUACUGUUUACCAAUUUGCCCCAAAUUAGUCUUUCCAUACAAAAAAAAAGCAAACGUGUCUAAUAUUUAACAAUGAAAAAUAGUAACUUAACGACAGAAAACAGUAACUUAACGAUCACGUGUCACAUUAAUAACGAGACACGUCAACU